AGGAAGACUUGGAGCGUGAGGUGACGCCAUUUGACAUAGGCUUCGUCUUCCCACAAACUGAAAAUCUUGUUUUGUUGUUUUGCUCUUUUCUUUCGCGAAAGUCCCGGAUGACGGGAAGAACUUGCCUUCUGAAUGACUGCGCGCUGUCAAAACAAUCCGGACGAUGGCGUCCCACCUCCGAUCUUCUCUUCCAAGAUGGCGGCACCCGAGAAGGGGAGGGACAUCUUCAAGCUGAGCCGCGAUCGGCUGUCGGCGGAGGAAGCGGCGGCGGCCGUCGGCAGCGCUUCCUGCGGAGCCGUCGCUCUCUUCAUAGGGAUGACGCGUGAGGACUGUCCGGACGGCAGGAAGGUGAUGGGCCUGGAGUACGAGGCGUACGAGGCCAUGGUCCACUCGGAGCUCGCCAGGCUGUGCCGGGACAUCAGAGCGCGCUGGCCCGCCGUCGUGCACAUCUGCGUGCACCACCGCCUCGGGUGGGUGAAAGUGGGCGAGGCCAGCGUGGUGGCGGCCAUCUCGUCGCCUCACCGCCGCGAAGGUCACCAGGCGAUGGCUCUCCUGCUUGACGGGCUGAAGGCCGGCGCCCCCGUGUGGAAGAAGCGGUCAAGGUCUGAAGACGGAACCUUGACCUGGAUCGUGUCGGAGGCUCAACUCGGCUUUCUUCGGAGCCCGACCUCCGGUUUUUCCCGCCGUUUGAGUCCAACGACGACACGAAGCAGCGUGACGUCGCCUCACUCGAACCCUCCUCGACGCUGACCGGAAGCGCUCUC
This is a messenger RNA of Phycodurus eques (leafy seadragon), 764 nucleotides long. RefSeq names its product molybdopterin synthase catalytic subunit. The transcript is spliced from 5 exons. NCBI's taxonomy places the organism in Eukaryota, Metazoa, Chordata, Actinopteri, Syngnathiformes, Syngnathidae. Gene Ontology annotation, biological process: Mo-molybdopterin cofactor biosynthetic process. Gene Ontology annotation, molecular function: molybdopterin synthase activity. The coding region runs from base 133 to 750 and encodes 205 amino acids. Gene Ontology annotation, cellular component: cytosol. The record is from RefSeq and is a predicted model, not a curated record.